This is a messenger RNA of Microdochium trichocladiopsis, 1632 nucleotides long. RefSeq lists its product as uncharacterized. The record is from RefSeq and is a predicted model, not a curated record. The transcript is spliced from 7 exons. Lineage: Eukaryota; Fungi; Ascomycota; Sordariomycetes; Xylariales; Microdochiaceae. The coding region runs from base 1 to 1632 and encodes 543 amino acids.
AUGUGCCUCCAUCUUGAACCCGUGGGGACAAGAGUCAGGCGCCAAGGCAAGGCCCCCGAGAUUCGGAUCUUCGCUCACACUCUGCUCACUAUCGACCAGCUGUGCAUGGUCAACGCUGAUCGCGGUGCGGACUCGCGACAGAUAAGCUGGCUUUGCUUAGUUUCGUCUCAUUUUCGAACUCCACUCAUCUAUCAAACACUCCAGUUCACGCAGACUGAUCCUCUCUGCGAUGGAUACCACCAGGAAUUUACCUACCUGCGCCGCCGCCCGGAUGAAAUCCAGAUUGUCCGUCACUUGGGAACACCCUUACCUGUAGCGCGCCUCCUCGAAGCCUUCGAGGACCCGGCGAUCCAGUCACAGAUUCAGCAGACCUACUCGACCAGCUUCUGUACCUUUCUCGACAGCCUGAUCGUCGAAGCGAGAGAAGUCACAACAACCUGGCCCCAUAGUGUCGAUGUUUCCAGAUAUCGAGGGCACUAUGUACUCUCCUAUGACCUCCUCGCCAUCUGGUCACUCACCCUAGCAGACCAGGUCGAGUUUGCAUCGUUGCGCGUCGUUGCAGAUAGCCACGGUUCACUCCUUGCACGGUUCUUCUCCUUCUGUGGACGUGCUCUCGGCACGGCCGAUCGAGGCCUGCAGGCACGACUACCUUCUCCCCUCUCGCGUCUCCAUACGCUUGAGCUUACUCCUAUGGAGAACGAUAUUGGGACCGUGAGCAAUGCUGCAGUCUCGGCAUUUCUUUCGUUCCAAGGCCUCGUGAGCUGCUACACGUCCUGGGGCAGAGGAAGCUCGGCACCAUCUAACCCAGGGGCACCAUCCCGACCCUGGCCGAUUGCGCCUCAUAUCCAGCGCCUCGAGCUCAGAUCGGCUGCUUUCCCGGGCACGCCGCGAAACCCUAAGAGCAGUAGUCUAGUGAUCCGCGAUCUCGUCCUGAGGGAACUCGGCUCUGACCUGAGGAGCCUUGUCGUAGACGUGGAUCCUGGGGAUGCGGAUGCGUACGACGAGAUCGACUUCGGUCCGCUCGGCGAGGCGAUCAGGACAUACGGGACCGGACUACGCCGCUUCGAGCUCCAGCUAUACAAGACAGCGGCCGGCCAGUUUGAGGAACGAGACAGCGGGGUGCUAGGUAACCUACGGGCGGCAAACAUCAAACUCGAGUGGCUCAGUGCACCCAUGUCGAGGCUGACAUACUUUGAGCGCCCUAAGGACGGCGUCGGGGCUUACCCCGGAGAUCACGACAAAGCAUACAUCCCACCAGACUUCGCGGAUCUAGGGGACUACCUACCCCCCAGCCUGCGAUACUUUUGGACGAGUAUCCCUAACCCUCGCUUCUAUAACCCAGUACCUCAACAUGAUCUGAGCCACGACCUAGGUUCAUUGCUCGCCAGUGCCGAGGCUAAGCUGCCACAACUUGAGUGGGUGCUCGUCCACGCGCCGUACCCCAACUACCAGCUACGCCAGGGUUACAGGACUUAUCAGUACUGGGCAGAGGAGACGAUGGGCCCCUUCCACUACCUAUAUCGUCGACGGCAGGGCCCAGGGUGUCGGUGUCGUAACACGCUAGGGCCUAAGCAGCACCCACCAGAGUGGAAGCAAGCUAUCAAGGAUGAGAUCGCGAUGAGCUUCGAAUAG